UUUUGAGGGAGGAGUUGUAGAGGCUGAUCAGAUGGCAUCCUCUGCAUUGUUGGUGUUGCUGGUCCUUCAGUUUGGACUUGGACAAAGCUCUCAUAAACAUCUCCAUGAAGAUCAUUACACCGGCGAGCAGCACAACCCUGAACAUGACAUGAACAUCCUGCUGGGAGAUGAGGACACUGAGGAGAUAAAGAAACUCAGCCCAGCAGAGCAGAGGAAGAAGAUCUUGGAGAUUGUAAAGAAGAUUGAUACAAAUGCUGACAGUCUGCUAAGUGCAGAGGAGGUCACGUUAUGGAUUCAGCACGUUUACAGAAAUUAUGCUCUGGAUGACGCAAAAGAGCGGUUUCCUGAGUUUGACACUGACAAAGAUGGUGUUGUAACGUGGCAGGAGUACAACACAGUUGCUCACGACCAGCUCUUUAGUUUUGAUGACGUUGCUGUUCUUGAUGAUCCAGAGCAAGAGUCUCUCAGACAUCUCCAUCUAAAGGAGAAGAGGCGCUUUGACUUUGCUGAUGUUGAUGGCUCAUCUGGGCUGAAUGUGACAGAGUUUCUUGCCUUCACACACCCAUCCGAGGUGGAUCACAUGGCUGAUUUUGCCAUUGAAGAUGUGUUGAAUGAAUACGACACAGACAAAGAUGGAUUUAUCAGUCUAAGUGAAUUUAUUGGAGAUGUUCGCGGUGAAGAGGAUUCCCCUUCACAAUGGGAGAUUGAAGAAACCGUGCGGUUUAAAGACCUCUAUGAUCAAGAUAAGGAUGGCAAGUUGAAUCGGGAGGAGCAACUUCGCUGGGUUGCACCUAACAGCUACGGUUCGGCUAGAGAAGAGGCUCUUCAUCUCCUCAAGGAAAUGGACCACGAUGGUGAUGGGCAGAUCUCAGAGUCUGAAGUUUUGAAAAAUCAAGAAACAUUCAUGAACAGUGAAGUGACAGACUACGGCAGGCAGCUGCAUGUAUCCACACAUGAUGAAUUGUAGCGAGACUAUAUGUUGUGAAUAGUUAUCAUGAAGAUGUAAUGUAGUUUAUUUCCUGUGGGGCACCUGAGAUUAUCUGGCUGUGAUCAGUGUCAAUGACAUUAUAUAUUUUGGGUUUACUUGUCCUUUCACUUGUGCCAAAAGUGAACUGACAUGAGGCCAGUUGUUGUAACUGCUGACAUGUUGCAGCUCUUCCUCAUUUAAAUCAAAUGAGUAAGUGAGUGAGUGUUGCUGUUUGAAGGCUGGUUUCCUGAAUGUGCCGUGAUCCGUGUCACUUGCAGCAAGCAGCAACCUGCUAACACGGCUGCUUUUUAGAAAGUGACUUCAAGUUGAGCGGAUUAGUUCAACGGGGACUAUUUUUUACCAGCUGCAAAGAUGACCUUACAAUUUAAAGAUGCCUUUUGGGUGAGUUAGAGUUAUGCAACUAAUUCUUACUUUUUUUGGGGGACGUUUGUACUGAAGCUGAAACUUGUGAAGCUGUGAAGUCACCAGUGUAUUCAACAUUUUCGCUUUUGAACUCAUGUAUGUCGUGUGCCUUUGCACUUAUACUGUAUUUAUGCUUUUCAUUUUGUCUGGAUAAUAUCUACUGACUACAGUUAGACACUUUAGAGACUCUACAUAGACUUUGUCCUGUCUUUAGACCUCGAAUCUGGUUUGCUUUUCUGUUUCUCAUUGUGAAACUCACUGAAUGUGUACUAAAGUGUUGCUCUGAUUAAACCAUAAACUGUUGACUUAC
This is a messenger RNA of Larimichthys crocea (large yellow croaker), 1700 nucleotides long. RefSeq names its product reticulocalbin 2 (gene rcn2). The transcript is spliced from 8 exons. Lineage: Eukaryota; Metazoa; Chordata; Actinopteri; Sciaenidae. Bases 32 to 967 code for a protein of 311 amino acids. Gene Ontology annotation, molecular function: calcium ion binding. The record is from RefSeq and is a predicted model, not a curated record. Gene Ontology annotation, cellular component: endoplasmic reticulum.